GAGCUUCCAGGACGGGUGGUUCUUCGCGAUGAGCGUCCUCGGGCAGGCGCCGUCCCUGGCGCCGGCAGGCCUCGCGGUGAGUUCCGACGUGGGAAAGCUCGGGGUGUUCAUGAUCGCGUGCUACUCGCUGUGCGUGACCAUCGGCUGGGGCGCGGGCCUAGUUGUAGCCCUCGACAACAUCGGAGACGGCAUCGCGGGUACAAUAGAAAAGCUGAAGGCAGCCGUUGGGAUCGACGACGGAGUGAGAGCGGCUGGGACCGACGCAGCUUCGGGAGACACAUCUGAAAUCAUUAGUAUUUGA
Molecule: messenger RNA, 301 nt
Organism: Prorocentrum cordatum
Lineage: Eukaryota; Dinophyceae; Prorocentrales; Prorocentraceae
Source: the annotation of a GenBank genome assembly